UCGCUGUUUUCAAAAAAUCAACGGUUCGUCGUCGAGGGUGCGUCUUUUGCUUCUUCGCGGACAAUUUUUAUACAUCUUCCAUUUUUCAAACAACGCCGACGGUGUUCAGGAGUUCAAAAGUCUUGCCGUAGCCGACAGUCAGUGAGAGCAGCAAUCAACACAAUGACAUCCACCGAGCUUAAAAUUGGACUUAACAGCAGUGCUCGUCCCUCCAGCCGAGUGCUGAAGCCUCCAGGCGGCGGCCACACCAACAUCUUCUCGGAGCCCGAAGUGGCCGUGAACGCCCCACGUCCCAAGUACAACCAACAAAACUCCUCGAAUCUCAACGCCUGCAUGGGCUCCACCGAUGCGAACCAUGCUGUCGAGAAGCUGCGCGAGGAGGUGGUUGCCCACAAGGAGGAGGCCAAGUCGGCACCCGCCAGCCAGGCAAAGGAGCCGGCGAACAAGCCAGCGGCCACGAACGGAGAGUCACGUGGUCGCGUGCCACCAGGUGGAUUCUCAUCGGGCGGCUUUUGGUAAAAGGAGGGAGGCCGUUUCAAGAGGAGCAGCUGCCAAGCAUUUAAUGACUCACCACGACACCAACACAUCCUCAGCAUCCUCCAACAUAUGCAUACAUAAAACUAUAAAUAUAAUUCGCUUAUAACAUACGUAUACACAAAUACCCAGAGGCGCAUUAACUAUACUCGUACGCAGAUCCCCUAAGAACAUCUCGAUUAUAUUUUAAAAAUCUGUCAGCAAGUUUUGUUCAUAUAUAUCUGUAUCUGUCUUAUCAUCCUUGUUCUCGCCUAAGCCAAAACUUUAACUCGUCUAACGCAAUUGUUAAAUAUUGAAUUAACCAUGACUCCGCCCCCAAAAUUUAACUAAAAAAAAAAGGAAUUUUCUAUUGACUGCUAAAAAUCUACCACCUAGUUUACCAUAUGUACUUACCGUGUCCACAUCGGGAUUCAAAUAGUCUGUAAAUCAGUUCAAAAAAUGAAAUCCUUUUAUAACUAUCUACGUAUUCCAAAAUAAAAAAACUUAAUUAUAAA
This is a messenger RNA of Drosophila bipectinata, 1028 nucleotides long. RefSeq lists its product as uncharacterized. NCBI's taxonomy places the organism in Eukaryota, Metazoa, Arthropoda, Insecta, Diptera, Drosophilidae. Gene Ontology annotation, cellular component: nucleus. The record is from RefSeq and is a predicted model, not a curated record.